Messenger RNA from Rhizophagus irregularis DAOM 181602=DAOM 197198, 4632 nucleotides. RefSeq lists its product as uncharacterized. Lineage: Eukaryota; Fungi; Glomeromycota; Glomeromycetes; Glomerales; Glomeraceae. The record is from RefSeq and is a predicted model, not a curated record.
AUGUCCUUGGACGAUCUUAGAGACCAAAUUCUUUCGAAUUUUAAUGAGGAAAGGGUUAAAGUCAAUCAAAGACUUCUGAUUGAUAAGAUUUUAGCUCGAUACUCUUCGGAAUUCGUAAUAUAUCGGGAGUUGAUGCAAAAUUCUGACGACGCGAAAUCGUCAAGUAUCCAGAUUGUAUUUGAAACCGAAAACAAUAAAGUUACACGAAUUAUAUUCAAAAAUAAUGGGUUCGCUUUUAGACCUGAGGAUUGGGAUCGAUUGAAAACGAUUGCCGAGGGAAAUCCAGAUGAGCAAAAAAUAGGAGCUUUUGGUGUUGGUUUUUAUUCAUUAUUUUCAUUUUGUGAAAAUCCAUUUGUUUCUUCUGGUGGACAAGGUAUGGCUUUCUAUUGGCGUGAAAACCAAUUAUUUACAAAACAAGGACCAAUUGAGGAUAAAGACAAAGGUUGGACAACGUUUUUAAUGGAUGCAAGAGUACCUAUAGAGUUACCAGACGUUGAAGAUUUCGCCCGAUUUUUGGCUAAUUCAUCGUUGUUUACAGUAAAUCUUCAGGAAAUCUCUGUGUAUUUUAAUGACACUAUGCCAAUAAAACUAUCAAAGAAAAUGCAAGAUCCGAAAUUGAUGGUCAUCGCAUCCGAAUACGACGUGUUUUCUCCACUAAAAUUAUUUCAUCUUACCUCAGUAGAUGUUAGAGAUGUCCAAUUAGACGUUAAGUAUCAAACAGAAGAAUCAUCAAUAUUUUUUAGAAUUGCUAGUGGAAAUUUGGAUGUUUCAGUUAAUGAUGAAUUUUCUGAAGAAAUGGAACGAAUUACCAAAAAGAAACCACCAAACAAAACAAAUAUUCAAAUGAUUUUUACUGGAUUCGAAGAACAUAAUUCAUCUAGUAAAAAUGUUUCUCCAGUCUUUAAAGAUUUACUUAUAUAUCCAGAACAAGGAAGAUUGUAUAUCGGUUUCUCAACUCAACAAACUACUGGAUGUUGUUCUCAUUUAGCUGCUCGUGUAAUUCCUACUAUGGAACGGGAAUCAAUUGAUUUAGCGAAUAAAACAUUAGCUGAAUAUAAUAGUGAGAUGUUAUGUUUAGCAGGAACUUUAUGUAGAAUUUUGUAUGAAGAUGAAAUGGAUCAAAUAAAACGGCUAUAUAAUGAAAAGAUUAACAAUGAAACUAAUGAAGAAAAUAUAAAACUUAUUCGUGAAUUGUUGGAGAAACGGGCAGCACAUGCUUUAACACACUUUACAUUUAGUCAAAGCACACCAAAUAAGCAAGUUGGUGAAAUAAUAGCAUUACAAUUUUUUAAUUGUUUGGAAACCGAUUUAUCGAUUUUAUCAACAAACGGGGUUCUUCCAAUAUCUGAUGUUCGUAUACCUAAUUCAGAAAUGAUAGGAUUCAUAAAAAAAGUUCCACUUGUUCCUAAAAUUAUAUUAGAACAAUGUGAUUCUUUUCUCAAGGAAGCUAAAGAUAUAUGGAAAUUUAUAGUAGAGUUGACUUUUCAAGACGUUUUAUACGAACUGAAAAAUCGAACACUUUCUGAAGAUGAAAUGAUUGAUCUGUUGAAAUGGUGGAUUUCUUAUAAAUCAAAUAAAGAUAAUAUUGAUCCUGCUACAGAGUUCAUGAAACUUGCACGUAUUGGCGAUAGACCCUUGAAUACAUUUCGUUAUAUCUUAAAUCCAGGUAGAAUUCCUCCAAAUAUUGAUAUUCCAGAUGAAGUGUUACCAUAUACUAUUUCUAAGAAUUUAGAAAGUCAAGAUCUUAAAAAAUGGCUUGGAUGGACAGAAUUAACUUUGGUCGAUUGGGCAAAGUUUAUUGUCAACAAACCUGAUUUAGAAAAUGAACCUACAUUUGCUCGGAAAGUUCUUCAAAUUUUGGCAAGAAAUUUAGAUAAUACUUCUAAAAGUAAUAUAGAAAUCAUUCGUCAGUUAUUUGUUCAAAAGAAAUGCAUUCCAACUAUUUUAGGAAUGAAGAUUCCCAAUGAAGCUUAUUUUGAAAAUGUCAAUCUAUUCCCCGACUUACCAAGGAUCGAUUUUGAAAAGCCUUUGACCGUUAAGAAUUUAAUGGAACUUUUCGGUGUUCGAAAGGUUGUUGAAUUAGAACUCAUUUUUGAUCAUCUUAAUGGUCAAGGAGAUUGGGAUCAUAUGAAGCUUAUAAAAUAUUUGGCUACAAUGUACGAUGAUCUUAAGGACGAAGAAAUAAAGAUAUUAAAGAACAAACCCAUAUGGCCUAAGGAAGAUUUAUUAGAAUCAAAUUCCAAUGGCAGUAAUAGUAAUGAAGGAGAAGAAACGAAAUCAAAACAACGUUUUAUUGCUAGAAAGUUGUAUACACCUAUAGCACUUCAUCGUGAAUUUGGAUUACCAGUAAUUAGUUUUAAAGGAAGAUGGUCUCAUAAUACUGAUGAAGGAAAAUUUUUAAUCAAAUUGGGCUUAAAAGACCACCCUACGCUUGAAAAAAUUCUUGAAUUGGUAACACCUUCAACUGAUUCACAAAUUCAUAGCAAAGCUCUUAAAUAUUUACUUGAUAAUUUUGAUAAAAAAUAUUCUAAAGAUUAUAAACCAGCUGAAGUUAAAGUAGCAUUUUUACCUUGCAUGGAACCGAACAUUUACUCGAAACCUUUAGAGUGUUUUAUUAAUUCUGGUUGUGAAAUAUUGAAAUUCCAAGUUGUGCAACAAGAUUUACGAUAUCAAGUAGAAAAACUCGGUGUUCUUCGGGAUCCUAAUCGGGAAAUGCUCUUAAAUAGGUUAACUCAAGAUCCACCACAAGAUAAGGAUAAUGCAAAGAAAAUUUUUGAAUAUUUAGCAUCACAACAAACAUGCUUUACAGCUUCCGAUUGGAAGAUGCUUGCUAAUUCCAAAUUUAUUCCAGUUAAAAAUGGAAUUGACAGUCCAAAUCAUUGUUUUUUUAAAAUUCAAGAUAAAAUGUUAGAUGAAUUUUAUUCGCAUGUUGAUUUUGGAGAUAAAGCCAAUGGCUUUUUGAGUAAAUGUGGUGUUAAAGCUGAACCAUCUUAUAUAGAUUAUGUUGAAUUGCUGACCAAUUCUUCAGUUAAAUUGUGGAAAUUAAUUGGAAACGACAUAGAAAAAUAUUUAUCCAUUUUGAGAAAUAUUGCUAGUAGUAUUAUAUAUAUAAGAAAUAAUCCCAAAGAUAUAAUUUCAGCAAUGAAAAAAGCACCUGUCUUGGUUGGCAUAACAAAGGAAAAGGAAAAUAUCGAUUCUGAAAUAAAAGAAACUAAACGUUAUCAUUUAGUUUCUGCUGAAAAUGUUUUUAUAUGUGAUGAUGAAUCAUAUCGAGAUAUUUUAAAUCCAAUUACGGCCCCUGUUGAAACCAUUUUAGAAGAUUUUUAUAAGAAAUUAGGAUGUAGAUUAUUAAGCGAAUCUGUAAAAGAAAUUUCAAUCGCAAAAGGAAAUAUUAGAGAAACCAAAAAAUCUCGACAAUUAUUAGAAUUAAUUAUAGAAAGAGCUAGUAUAUUUUAUUUUGGGCAGUCUGAAACAAUGAUUAAAAGAAAUGAGGAGUAUCUUAAAAAAUUAAAAGCUAAAGAGAUUGAUUAUAUAGAAACAACUUAUACAUUGGAUACUAUCAAAAAGGUUCAACAAAAUGAAGCCAGUAUUCUUCAAGAUAAAGUAAUAAAUUCAUGGGUUCUUUUCAUAACAUCUAAUUCAAACUUUUGUGAUAUUUCGAAACAAAUAAUCAAAUUUAUUUUUAAAUCAAAAGAUUGGAAUAAUUGGAAAGAGAUUACAUCUCUCAAUACGCUUUUAACAAGUUCUUUAGAAAAUUUAAAAUUUAUGGGAAUACCAGUUGAUCGUAUAUUAAAACAAAAAAAUAAUUAUCAACAUGUUGUUAAUCAAAUGCGAAUUGAUCAAGGAGAUGAAUUUAGUUUUACGCUCGAUACAGAAGAAAUGAAAGAAAUGAAAUCUCCAUCCCCUGUACCUUCCGACAAUAAAAAUUAUAUUUCUGGUGAUGCACGUACUAUUAAUUAUGAGAACAUGCGAGUUUUAAGAAGUUCUUUACAUGAUGCUGUGAAAGCUUGUUAUUCGAGAGAUAUUGAUAAGGACGAAGUCAAAGAAUAUCGCAAACCUAACAUUGAAGAUAUUAUGGGUAGUCUACCUGGUAUUAUCCAAAGUUGUUUGAAUGAUACUAAUAAAAAUGAUUACUGUGAAAUUGUACCAGAUGAGGAACUGCACUGUGUUGAAACUUUACAAGAUAUUGACAUUUAUAUUCCUAGAGAUCUUAAUAAAUCAGAAAUCCUAUCACAAGCACAUACCGCUUCAUUAGACAGAUUUAUAAAUAUGUUAAGAGAUCUUGUGGAUGCAUUUGAAAUCUCUUUAAAAGAUAUUAGUAUAUUUUAUGAUAAUAAUACAAACACGAUUGCAUUCAAUAGAAACAGAAUAAUGUUUUUUAAUUUUAGAUUUUAUCUUGGAUUACAUGAUGAAGAUUGUAAAAUUAAACCUACAAUUAAAGUCAUAACUUAUUGGUUCAUGAUGUUUUGUCAUGAAUUAGCACAUAAUUUUAUUAAAAAUCAUAACUCUGAACAUGAAUAUUACUCUUUAUCAUUUGUGGAAAUUUAUAUGCCAAAUUUUUUGGAAUUAAUGAAAAAACGUCAAUUUCUAACUAGUGGGAUAAAUGAUGGUCGAUUUGUAAAAUUAAAUUAA